CGGCCACACUAUUUUCCGGCUGUUUUCAAGUGAGAAAAAAACCGGACAAAUCACAAUUUCUGGCUGCUUUAAGAGCUGAUUGUACCUAAGGAUCCCAAUUGCAACAGCCGAACAGAUCCGCAGGAGAGCCAUGGAGCCGCCAGCGCCGGGCGGAAUAGCAUCCGCCGGCCCGACGCACAAGUUCCAUCCGUGCGAUGAGGCGGUAAUAGCCACCAACGACGAUGCUAGCGAUUGCAAGAGAUGUGCGGUGCGUUUGGGAUACUGGAAGGAUGACUACAUCGGCUAUUUUGUACGCAACCAGGAGCGGAAGGCGCCGGAGAUCAAUCGCGGCUACUUUGCCCGGGUCAAGGGCGUGGAGAUGUGCGUCGAGAAGUUUCUGAAGAAAACCUCGGGCAACUGCCAGAUCAUCAAUUUAGGCUGCGGCUUCGACACACUCUACUUCCGUCUAAGGGACACCGCCCACCAAGUGAAGAACUUCAUCGAGCUCGACUUUCCCACAGUAACCGCCCGCAAGUGCUAUACAAUUAAGCGGAACAAGGCCCUGCUAGCCAGAAUUCAUGACGAGGAUGGAGAGGUGCGGCUGAGCCCCACAGAUCUCCAUGGGCCCAGCUAUCACCUGAUGGGUGUCGACCUUCGAAACCUAGACGAGGUGGACAACAAGCUGCAGCAGGCUGAAGUCGAUUACUCCCUGCCCACCAUAUUCCUCGCUGAGUGCGUUCUCGUCUACAUCGAGGCACAGAACUGUCAGAAUCUGCUUAAGUGGAUCGCGCAAAAGUUCCAGGCCGCUGUAUUUGUCAACUACGAACAGGUGAACAUGAACGACCGCUUCGGAGAGGUGAUGCUUAACAACCUCCGUGGUCGCGGCUGCAGCUUGGCUGGUGUCGAGUCCUGCCUAUCGUUGGAGACGCAGCGGAACCGCUUUCAGGAAACCGGCUGGACUGGCGCUCGGGCAUGGGAUAUGGUGCAGGUGUACGAGAGCAUCUCGGCAGCAGAACGGCAGCGUAUCGAGCGAUUAGAGAUGCUGGACGAGGGCGAACUUUUACUGCAGUUGUUCCAGCAUUACUGCCUUGUGGUGGCCUGGCUGGGCGUGGCCUUUCAGGACAUAGAUAUCACGUGCGUGCCAGUAGUCGAGGAGUUGAUGUCCUCCCUUAACAUUGACUAGAAGCGAAACAGGAGGAAUGUUCAAAGGCGCACGUACAUACUUGGAUGCACUAUUUAUUGACUCAUCGCUCUGCUCGGAAGGCCAUGCCAAAAGUUUUUGCUUCUCAACGUGUUAAACUAAACAAAAAAUAAUUAUACAAAAACCAUCGAAAUCAAAACGUAUUUAGAUAUUUAAUCCACACUCACAAAUUACUUAAUUUGUACAUUUUUAGUUGUUCCUUAAGCAAAGAGUUUACUCUUGUUUAUUUUAUAAUUUUAUCACUUAAUUUUUUUUUUUAAUUGCUCACUAAUUUUGCACCACAUUGUGGCGCAGACUAUUAAUAUAUUCAUUCCCCAUUUCUAGUGUGCGUUGAAAUUGUAAAUGUAUUUUGAAAUUAAUUAAACCAAACUUAAUUGGAAAACAAAA
This is a messenger RNA of Drosophila eugracilis, 1567 nucleotides long. RefSeq names its product leucine carboxyl methyltransferase 1. Bases 131 to 1162 code for a protein of 343 amino acids. Gene Ontology annotation, cellular component: cytosol. The transcript is spliced from 4 exons. The record is from RefSeq and is a predicted model, not a curated record. Gene Ontology annotation, biological process: C-terminal protein methylation. Gene Ontology annotation, molecular function: protein C-terminal leucine carboxyl O-methyltransferase activity. NCBI's taxonomy places the organism in Eukaryota, Metazoa, Arthropoda, Insecta, Diptera, Drosophilidae.